GUCGCGCCAUUGUUGCGUCAGAGGAGCUGUGCCCGCCAUCUUAAAAGCCGCUGAGUGGUCGUUGGGAGAGCCGCUGCCAUUGUGCCUCGCGUUUCUCCAUGAGGAAAAUGCUGGCCGCUCUGCUGUCUCACGUCUUUUCGGGAAUGGUCCGGAAGCCAGCUUUCAGAGGACUGCUGUCAUCUUUUAAGUUCUCCAACGACGCCACCUGUGACAUUAAGAAAUGCGACCUGUACCUGUUGGACUACGGCCCCCCGACCUCCACCGUGCUCACCAGGGCCGAGGCCCUCGAAUACUACCGCACCAUGCAGGUAAUUCGGCGCAUGGAGUUGAAGGCCGACCAGCUGUAUAAGCAGAAGUUCAUUCGCGGUUUCUGUCACCUGUGUGAUGGGCAGGAAGCCUGCUGCGUGGGGCUGGAGGCCGGGAUAAAUCCCACGGAUCACAUCAUCACGUCCUACCGGGCUCAUGGCUUGUGCUACACGCGGGGGCUGUCGGUGAAGUCCAUUCUCGCAGAGCUGACGGGACGCAGAGGAGGCUGUGCGAAAGGCAAAGGGGGCUCUAUGCACAUGUACUGCAAGAACUUCUACGGAGGCAAUGGCAUUGUCGGGGCACAGGUACCCCUGGGAGCUGGUGUGGCUUUCGCUUGUAAGUACCUGAAGAAUGGGCAGGUCUGCUUGGCUUUGUAUGGCGAUGGUGCGGCUAACCAAGGGCAGGUAUUCGAAGCGUACAAUAUGUCAGCCUUGUGGAAAUUACCCUGUGUUUUCAUCUGUGAGAACAACCGCUAUGGAAUGGGAACAUCUAAUGAGAGAGCAGCAGCCAGUACUGAUUACCACAAGAAAGGCUUCAUUAUCCCUGGACUGAGGGUGAACGGGAUGGAUAUUCUUAGUGUUCGUGAGGCGACCAAGUUUGCAGCUGAUCACUGCAGAUCCGGAAAGGGGCCCAUUUUGAUGGAGCUGCAGACCUACCGUUAUCAUGGACACAGUAUGAGCGAUCCAGGGGUCAGUUAUCGUACACGAGAAGAAGUUCAUAAUGUGAGGAGUAAGAGUGAUCCUAUAAUGCUUCUCCGAGAGAGAAUAAUAAGCAACAACCUCAGCAAUAUUGAAGAAUUGAAAGAAAUUGAUGCCGAUGUGAAGAAAGAAGUCGAGGAAGCAGCUCAGUUUGCUACAACGGAUCCAGAACCAGCUGCGGAAGAUCUAGCCAAUUACCUCUACUACCAAGAACCACCAUUUGAAGUCCGUGGUGCACAUAAGUGGCUCAAGUAUAAGUCCCACGGUUAGACAGACAUUACCUACAGAUUUGUUAAAAGUUUUUCAGUGGGACAUUUAUGGUGAACUUUAGAAUAAAUAAAAUGGCAUUACAGACAAAAGUCUUUCAAACCUUUAUAAAGAUAGGUUCCGAGGUUAUUUAGGGGAUUAGAAGAUACAAAUUUGUUUAAAGGAGAUGUUCCACAUUCUGUUCUAGUAUUAUAAAAGCACUGUAUUGAAUAUAGUAUGGAUAUCUUUUAGAGUAUUUUAAAGUUAUAAAAUUAUAAUAGGAAAAACAGGUUAAAUUCCCCCAUUUGUCAUAGUAGUUUCAUUUGAGUUUGUUUUGAAAUAAAUACUGUUAUUUAAAGUAGA
This is a messenger RNA of Mastomys coucha (southern multimammate mouse), 1613 nucleotides long. It is a transcript of the gene Pdha2, whose product is annotated as pyruvate dehydrogenase E1 alpha 2 subunit. Gene Ontology annotation, molecular function: pyruvate dehydrogenase (acetyl-transferring) activity. Gene Ontology annotation, biological process: pyruvate decarboxylation to acetyl-CoA. Gene Ontology annotation, cellular component: intracellular membrane-bounded organelle. The coding region runs from base 99 to 1274 and encodes 391 amino acids. The transcript has a single exon. The record is from RefSeq and is a predicted model, not a curated record. Lineage: Eukaryota; Metazoa; Chordata; Mammalia; Rodentia; Muridae.